Agrilus planipennis (emerald ash borer) is the source of this 1118-nucleotide messenger RNA. RefSeq lists its product as uncharacterized. The coding region runs from base 656 to 1081 and encodes 141 amino acids. NCBI's taxonomy places the organism in Eukaryota, Metazoa, Arthropoda, Insecta, Coleoptera, Buprestidae. The transcript is spliced from 3 exons. The record is from RefSeq and is a predicted model, not a curated record.
UUGAAAUUUUUAAUGAGAAAUUUGGCACUGUUGUUUCGAUCCAAGCUGAUCAAUAUCAACCGGAAUUGAUGAGGUACCUACACGUACGCAGCUUUCUAAUCGUGCAUCAGUCAGUCUUGAUCGGUGGUCAUUUUUGACAAAUUUCAUGAUUGAAAAUACUUGUUUCGCAAACAUAUGUACGUACUUCCGAACAGAGACAUAAUUUGCUUUGCAUUUUUCGUCAAAAGCGCAAAUUUCUCGGGGUUCACAUACGGUUUAUAAAAAUUUUUGAUGUUUACUGAGAAAAAUACAUUUUUUAAGUCAGUAUUAUUCUGCAUGUCAAUCCCGUCCAUUUGAAAAUCUUCGAGAACUGUAUCCACGUCGAUAUUAGAUGGUGAACAAAACAUUUUCGAUUCAAAGUCGAUAAAAUAAAUUCAAAUUUUAGAAAUGCUUGGUGGGCCGCAGAAAUAUUUUUAACGGGCCGCGUGUUGCUCAUCCCUGAGCUAGACGGUCUCCAAUAACUUGCAACAAUAUGGGUAAAAGUUUCUCAGCGACAAAUUAAAAGACAGUUAUAACCAUAUUUCCUAAUGCCAUUUCGCCUAUUUGUCGGUAACCGGUUGGAGCAUUCGUGACAAGUUAUGGUGCCCUUUGGAAAUAAGAAAUAUAGUAUGCAGCUAUGAGGAGAUGGUUCACUGUGUUUACUUCCAACAUCCAGUAUCUAAACUUUGAAGGAACUUCGUCUCUAUCUUCCAAUUUAACGUCGCAUCAAAAAUAUUUAUCAAUAAAGCAAUGGUCUAAAUCUGAUGGUGUAGUUACAUUGGCUAGUGAUAACGGUAAAGGGAUCAUAGAUGUAAAAUACGACAAAGCUGUCGAUCCAGUGCAAUUUACAAUUCUCGGGUUUAAUUAUGAUUUGUUCACUAUUGAUUACAACUGCGAAAAUAUAGAUUCCGAACGCAGAAAAGAAAUAUUAUAUGUCAGAAGCAGGACUAGGGCUUUUUCAAGCGAAAGCGCAGCUGAAGUCGAGAAAAUUCUUGAAGAUAAUGGUCUCGGCGAUAUAGAAAAGACAUACGUUAUACAGGACGCAGGUACUUGCUUAUUUUAAAAUAAAACGGUAAAAUUUGUGAAAUUUUUAUGAAAUG